AGGAAAAACCAACACCUUUCCUCAGAAUUUCCUUUCCUUUCUUCUCUGUUUGUUUUUGUGAGAAUCUCACUAUGUGAUUUUCAUUUUUCCACUCAUCACUCCCUAUUUUUCUGGUUCACCAGCACCAAAAACCAAUAAAAAUAUGAAGUAUAGAAACAUGACCCAUAUCUCUCUCCACUCUUCCUCCCCCAAAGUUCCAGCUACUAGUAUUGUUCCUUAAUUCUAGCCUUUGUCAGGUCAUCUGACUCAUUCUUCAACAUGUGAUAUGGGUCUCUUUUCCAGGUCAAAUUAUGAAGUUGCUGAACUGACAUGGGAAAAUGGCCAGCUAGCCAUGCAUGGACUUGGUGGGCUCCUUCCCACUGCUCCAACAAAACCCACAUGGGGUAGGGCCGGAGACACGCUAGAGUCGAUAGUGCACCAAGCCACGUGCCACAACCAAAACUCAAACUUCAUCCACCAUGCCCAGAACCUGGCCAAUAUGAAGUCUACAGUCGGGUCCUCCGCCCAUGUACGGACUGGAAAUCAAGGGUUGAUGAAGAAGAGGACUCGUUCGGAUUCCGCUCAUUGUGGAAGAAAUUUUAGUACUAAUGUUCAUGAAGCUGAGCGUGCAGACCGCAGUGCAUGUGCUAGUGCUAGUGCCACAUUUUGCAGGGACAAUGAAACAACCAUGAUGACAUGGCCCUCCUCUGAAUCUCCUCGCAGCUUGAAGGCCAAAACUACAGAUGAAGACUCGGCUUGUCAUGGUGGAUCGGAAAACCAGGAUGAAGAUAGGGAGACUAAAACUCAGACAGGGCGCUCUCACUCAACAAGAAGAAGCCGAGCUGCUGCUAUUCAUAAUCAGUCGGAGCGGAGACGUCGAGAUAGGAUUAAUCAGAAGAUGAAAACUCUGCAGAAGCUAGUACCCAACUCAAGCAAGACUGAUAAGGCAUCAAUGCUUGAUGAGGUGAUUGAGUACUUGAAACAACUUCAAGCACAGGUUCAGAUGAUGAGUGUAAGAAAUAUGCCUCAAAUGAUGAUGCCUAUGGGAAUGCAGCAACAACUUCAAAUGUCUCUCCUAGCGCGUAUGGGCAUGGGCGUUGGCCUUGGCAUGGGCAUGGGAAUGCUUGAUAUGAGUGCCGUCCCUCGUGCUGCACCUCAAACACUCCCUUCUCUCCUCCAUGCCAACCCAGUUGUUGCUGCCACUCCAACAUUUGUCCCUCCUCCCUUUGUAGUGCCACCCAUGAUGCCAUCCUCAUCACAACCAAAGUCUGAUGCGGGCGCCAACGCAGCAGUCCCUCUGCAGGAUCCAUACUGCGCUUUUCUAGCACAAUCGAUGAAUAUGGACCUCUACCACAAGAUGGCGGCACUAUAUCGGCAACAUGUCAAUCACAAGGCACAACCAACAAGCAGUCCAUCACACUCAAACCAUGACCUAGGGGAUUGAGACUCUGAGAGGACCCUGUUUUGUGCAGGAAGCAGACCUAGAAAAAUGAAGAAUUCUUAAAGAUCAAGUAUGAUAGUCUAGCCUUAUCGAUAACUCUUUAACAGUAUUUGGGGUUUAUGAAUUGUGAAACAUUGAUGAUCUUGUAUAAUAAGAGCUUGUAUUGAGUCUUACCUCUUA
This is a messenger RNA of Vitis riparia (riverbank grape), 1600 nucleotides long. Its product is annotated as transcription factor PIF7. The record is from RefSeq and is a predicted model, not a curated record. Bases 266 to 1423 code for a protein of 385 amino acids. NCBI's taxonomy places the organism in Eukaryota, Viridiplantae, Streptophyta, Magnoliopsida, Vitales, Vitaceae. Gene Ontology annotation, cellular component: nucleus. Gene Ontology annotation, molecular function: protein dimerization activity. The transcript is spliced from 6 exons.